GGAUGGGGGAGUUGCCGCCCGAUUGCUUACUUUGGAAAAGUAGUGCUUGGAAGAAGACAAUCAACUUUUCAGCCCCACGACUUGACGUAAUCGAUCGAAAGGUGGCGGAAAUUUUCGGACACGCCAAAAAUCCGUUCAAUCUCGCUUCUGCGUUGAGUCUUUUGGGUGCACGUUGAAACUUCGAGGCUCGCUUCGGUUAGCCUAGCCUAGUUUAGCCGCUAACAAAGAGAACAAACAACGCACUUGGGAUCGACACGUCGCCGAUCAAGCAAACAUCAAGUUCCAAAAUGUCAGGUUUCAGAAAAUAUCUUGGUCCUGAGUGGCAGGAGUCAGUCACCUGGUGUUAAAGAGGAAGUUGAGCACCCGCAAAUGAAAAAGGAAGACCCAGAUGACCCUCAAAAGCAAAAGAGAGAAGAGCCACUUCCAAUCAAAAAGGAGGAGGUAGAGCUACCAUACUUUACAGAGGAUGACGUUAUGGCCAGGCCGACUGAUGAUCCUUUGAAGAGUGAAGAGGGCCAGAGUGAGACCAGCAGAGGAGCGGAGCCUCCAAGUGGUAGCAGCAGCUCAACUGAAGGAUUGCAAGAGGACAGAUUCAUUGCUCCACUAUCAGAUAGCGAAGACGCCAUGUCACAUGCGCCUGACAGUGAUGAUAAAGGUCAUAGGCAAGUUUACAGUGACGACAAACGCACAUGCUCUCAGUGUGGGAAAACCUUUGUUAAUAAGUAUACUUGUCGUCGGCAUAUGAGGAGCCACACUGAAGAAAAACCUUUUUGCUGCUCAGUUUGUGGUCAAAGAUUUAGUCAGAAGAGAGGCCUAACACAUCACACAAGAACACACACCGGAGAAAAACCUUUUCCCUGCUCAUUUUGUGGCCAAAUAUUUACUCAGAAGGGAGGACUAACAAUACACGAAAGAAGCCACACUGGUGAAAAAACUUUUCUUGGUGUUAGAGAGGAAGUUGAGCACCCGCAGAUGAAAAAGGAAGAGCCAGAUGACACCCAACAGCGAAAGAGAGAAGAGCAAUUUCCAAUCAAAAAAGAGGAGAUAGAGCUACUAUACGUUACAGAGGAUGACAUUAUGGCCAGGCCAACUGGUGAGCCUUUGAAGAGUGAAGAGGGUCAGAGUGAGACCAGCAGAGGAGUGGAGCCUCCAAGCGGCAGCAGCAGCUCAACUGAAGGAUUGCAAGAGGACAGUUUCAUCGCUCCACUAUCAGAUAGCGAAGACGCCAUGUCACACUCGCCUGACAGUGAUGAUAAAGGUCAUAAGCAAGUUUACAGUGACGACAAACGCACAUGCUCUCAGUGUGGGAAAACCUUUGUUAAUAAGUAUACUUGUCGUCGGCAUAUGAGGAACCACACUGAAGAAAAACCUUUUUGCUGCUCAGUUUGUGGUCAAAGAUUUAGUCAGAAGAAAGGCCUAACACAUCACGCAAGAACACACACCGGAGAAAAACCUUUUUCCUGCUCAUUUUGUGGCCAAAGAUUUACUCAGAAGGGAGGGCUAACAAUACACGAAAGAAGCCACACUGGUGAAAAACCCUUUUCAUGCUCAGUUUGUGGCCAAAGAUUCUCUUCAAAGGGAAGCCUAACAAGACACACAAGAACCCACACUGGAGAAAAAACUUUUUCCAGUGCAGUUUGUGGCCAAAGAUUCUCUCAAAAGGGAAACCUAAAACAACACGCAACAACCCACACUGGAGAAAAACCUUUUCUUUGUGUGGAUGUUGAGCACCUGCAAAUGAAAAAGGAAGAGCCAGAUGAAUCCCAACAGAAAAAUAGAGAAGAGCAACUUUCAAUCAAAAAGGAAGAGGUAGAGCUACCAUACGUUACAGAGGAUGACAUUAUGGCCAGGCCGACUGGUGAGCCUUUGAUGAGUGAAGAGGGUCGGAGUGAGACCAGCAGAGGAGCGGAGCAUCCAAGCGGCAGCAGCAGCUCAACAGAAGGAUUGCAAGAGGGCACUUUCAUCGCUCCACUAUCAGAUAGCGAGGAAACCAUGUCACACUCGCCUGAGAGUGAUGAUGAAGGUCAUAAGCAAGUUUACCCUGACAACAAAUGCUCUCAGUGUGGGAAGACCUUUGUUGAUAAGUAUACUUGUCGUCGGCAUAUGAGGAUCCACACUGGAGAAAAACCUUUUUCCUGCUCACUUUGUGGUCAAAGAUUCUCUGUAAGGCAUGACUUAAUAGUACACACAAGAAGCCACACUGGAGAAAAACCUUUUUCUUGCUCAUUUUGCGGCCAAAGAUUUAUUCAGAAAAGAGGCCUAACACAACACACAAUAACGCACCAUGGUAAAAAACCUUUUUCCUGCUCAGUUUGUGGAAAAAGUUUUGGUCAUAUGGGAGACUUAACAAAACACACAAGAACGCAUACUGGUGAAAAACCUUUUACCUGCUCAGUUUGUGGCCAAGGAUUCUCUCAAAAGGGAGGCCUAACUAUACACACAAGAGCCCACUCUGGAGAAAGCCCGUUUUCCUGCUCAGUUUGUGGCAAAAGAUUCAUUUGCAAGAGCCACUUAACAACACACACAAAAAUCCACACUGGAGAAAAACCGUUUUCCUGCUCAGUUUGUGGCCAAAGAUUCUCUCAAAAGGGAAACCUAAAACAACACGCAACAACCCACACUAGAGAAAAACCUUUUACCUGCUCAAGUUGUGGUCAGGUGUUCACCCUAAAGCAAAAUUUAAAAAGACACACAAAAAGCCACGGUGGAGAAUAACCUUUUUAUGCUCAAUUUGUGGUCAAAGAAUUCCGUUGCAAGAGCAUCUUAAAAACACACAUAAUAACCCGCACUGGUGAAAAACUUUUUUGUGGUCAGUGAUUCAAUUAAAAGGAUCAGGUCAAGAGAGACGUGGGUUGGUGUGUGUGUUUGUGUGAGAAGCGGUGACCAAGGACUGCUUUGCCUGUCAUCCAGUUCAUCAGUUUGUGUAUGCAAGACGAUUGUAUUCUGUGGAACUUCCUCAAAUCCUCUUGAGGAUUUGCAGUUUUGGUGCUUCACAUGUGCUUCGUUGUAUCCUGUGUGAAGUUUAUUCACAUAUUGUCAAAAGAACUGGCUCACCUGAUUUAGAUUGAAUAUUAAUUUAGAUGAAGUAAAGUUGUGUGAUACUUGGCCAGGAUGAUCUGGCAAUAAAAAAAACAUUUUUCUCAUAUUGUUUGAUCAAAUUCUUUUCACAAUUUUGUUAGUUUUUUCUUUUUUUUUUUAAUUUAUUAACUGUUACUGCUAAUUUUAAAUAAUCUGCAAUGAAAGUAUAAGAACAUUUUUCAUGUCUCCCUCCUCCAACAUUUAAGAGAAGAGAAACUGAGGGGGACAGAACUGUCACCCGAGACUGAAAAACCAGACAGACCACCCUGUUCACUGCUGUAAUUGAUUACUGGAAAGCUAUGACUCGAUGCCACAUACAUUGAUCCUGGAAUGCCUGAAGCUGUACAAGGUUCAAACCACACUAAGAGCACUUUGUUGCAAACUAACUAAGGCUGUGGCAGACCACCCUGAAGCCAACUUUGAGCCAAUUAUGUCAGUCUCCAUCAAAUGUGUGAGAUGGGGGGUUAGAGCCGGGCGGUAUACCAAAAAUUUACCAUUACCGAAAUUCUUACAGACAUAAUUUUGACCAUCUUGGUAAAUUCGCUUUAUUGAACAAGAAAUUAUAGCUUUUUCAUCCCGCUUCUUUGUUGUUCGGCUAUGUUCAUUCCCCUUUAAGGAAGCAAUAUGAAGUCACUCGAUUAUCAGGAAAUCAAACAAACAGAUGCUCGGUACUCUUACGCUAGCGGCUAACGCUACAAGCAAGUGAUGGAGUCUGGCUUAAAGGGUAUGUAGUGCCCUGGGAAAAUUUUAAUAUUCCAUCAUUUAUCCAUAAACGCAUGCCUUUUGUAUUCAUAUCAUGCCACUUCGUGUAAUUACACACAAGAAAAUGAGAGAAAUUUGGCUCGAUCGUCAAGCUAAAACGACCGGCGCCCGAGAUCUGGCAGAUUGUGUGCGUGACGUCACGACAAGUGAAGAGAGUGCCACCGGCCACUAGGGGAGCAGCGCCUGUCUGCAUCAAUAUAAUUCCUUCUAGUGAGGGGAGAAUUAGGGGUGUUUUGAGCUGUUUAUGCUGAUGCAUUGUGUUCGUCCUGCACAUAUUCCAGGUUCCCUCAUGAAGAAACACCCCUCGUUGUCAAUAAAAGA
Messenger RNA from Corythoichthys intestinalis (scribbled pipefish), 4161 nucleotides. Its product is annotated as zinc finger protein 850-like. Gene Ontology annotation, biological process: regulation of transcription by RNA polymerase II. Gene Ontology annotation, cellular component: nucleus. NCBI's taxonomy places the organism in Eukaryota, Metazoa, Chordata, Actinopteri, Syngnathiformes, Syngnathidae. The record is from RefSeq and is a predicted model, not a curated record. Gene Ontology annotation, molecular function: RNA polymerase II cis-regulatory region sequence-specific DNA binding; DNA-binding transcription activator activity, RNA polymerase II-specific. Bases 370 to 2715 code for a protein of 781 amino acids. The transcript has 2 exons.